AUGGGCCUUUGGCCCCCACUCUCCACACCUCGCCGCUGGUGUGCUGCAGGCUCAGCAGAUGACACGAUCUAUUUGGCUAGUGGGAUCGGAUCUCACUUCAACACGGACGUGGCCAAGUCAGUGGAGAAGUGGGAUUUGCAAAACAAGAACGUCAUGAUCUCUACCAUUGCCAAUAACACAAUUCCAUGGAAAUGGGAAAAGGUGAAAGGACUAAAAGAUGGGAGAUUUAGUAGGGAUGCUAUUGAUGCAGUAGGGUGGAGAGGGAAACUUUGUAUGGUGAAUAUGAAAGGAGAUGCAGCUAAAGAAGGGAUUGUGUAUGAUACCAAUAAGAACAUAUGGGAGGAAAUGCCAGAGGGUAUGGUUGCAGGGUGGAGAGGACCCGUGGCAGCCUUGGAUGAAGAGGUUAUGUAUGUGGUAGAUGAAGCCAAAGGUGUGCUUAGAAAAUAUGAUCCAGAAAGGGAUUAUUGGGAGCAUAUAAUGGAGUCAGAGAGGCUUAUUGGAGCACAGCGGACUGUCGCCGGUGGAGGUAGAGUUUGUGUUAUUUGCGGCAGUCGUACUGAGAUUGUUGUGCUGGAUGUGAUGGCUCUUCCGGUGAGACUAUCGGUGGUGGAAACGCCACGGGGAUUUGAAGCCUUAGCGAUUCAUAUUUUGCCAAGGAUGAGCCGGCCAGAUUUUUGA
This is a messenger RNA of Dovyalis caffra, 678 nucleotides long. NCBI's taxonomy places the organism in Eukaryota, Viridiplantae, Streptophyta, Magnoliopsida, Malpighiales, Salicaceae. The record is from the annotation of a GenBank genome assembly.